Saprolegnia diclina VS20 is the source of this 1443-nucleotide messenger RNA. RefSeq lists its product as hypothetical. The transcript has 6 exons. Bases 1 to 1443 code for a protein of 480 amino acids. The record is from RefSeq and is a predicted model, not a curated record. NCBI's taxonomy places the organism in Eukaryota, Oomycota, Saprolegniomycetes, Saprolegniales, Saprolegniaceae.
AUGAACAAGGCGAAGCGCAAGCUCCGAGAGCCGCGCGUCGAGGCCAAGACUGGCCCGCUUUCAAUGCAUUUAUCGAUUCCGCUCCGGCCCCAAGAGCGCCCAACGGCCUUUCCGGAUGGGUUUUACGCGGUUGUCGUCAAGGAAUAUGCAACCAAGUACCUCGAGCAGCUCGGCGCCAACCCGACCGCGGACAACAUGGCGCUCGUGCUUGCCAACGUGCCGAUCGACAAGUGCCGGGUGGCGCCCGGGUGGCGCUCGCGCGGCUGCAUCGACGACGUGCUUGUCAUCGACACGAGCCCGGUCGCGCCCCGCGCCGCGUCGCCCGAGCUCCAGCCGCUGUCCAAGCCAGAGACACCUACGUCCGACGAGCGUGCCGUGUUUGGCACCGACUUGGCCAAAAACUACCGCGUCGGCCACGUCGUGCUCUCGUUCCAUGAGAUGAAGCACCGGUACCUCUUCCCUUUCAACCAGCUGUUCAAGGUGCCAAUCGAGUACGACCGAGACGGGUUUCCGUGCACGAAGCGCGUGACGUUUUCGGUCGCGCCCGAGCGCCGCGUCUACAAGCCGUCGCCGGCCGCGCUGGCCGAGAUUGACACGCCGCUCCACUCGCUCACGUUUGAGACCAUUUUAGGCAUGCAGGAAACCUUUCAUCGCGUCGUUCCAUUCGAUAUGCUCGACAUCCACGACCGCAACGAACACGAGAUCGUCCGCAGCUUUCUCGUGUCGUCGACGACGCUCGAGCUCAUUGGAUACCUUGCCCACUACGUCUACUGGACUGCGUUUCGCCCGCUUGGCGACCUCUGCCGCUCGAUUCUGUGCGGUGUGACAACCAACGAAGACGACGAGUACCAGCGGCUGCCGUCGACACCGUUCUUGUCGCACAAUGAAGUCGAAGGUCUCCUUGUGUCCGUACUCGACGCCUUUGAGACCCUCAAGCGCAGCGUCCACGACCGCGUCCGGCCGAAAACAACCACGCGGAGUACAACGCCCGUGCUGCCGCUCCUCCUCCUCUCGCUCCGCGUCUCGCUCGCCACCAUUUUCCGCCUGUCGUAUCCGCGCUGGUUUGACGAGACGGCGCUGCGCGUCGAGCCGACGCUCAUGAUGCUCGACGACGUUGUCGACAAGGUCUUGGACCCGAACCACUUUUACGCCCACAUUGGCGCCCUCGAAGCGACCUCGGACGCCAUCAACUUUACCAAAACCCAUGCCUACAAGCUCCAGAAGCGCAAGACGCACCUUCGCAAUUCAUUUUUUGCCACGAGCCAUGGGCUGCAAGCGCUGCUGCCGACGCCGUCCUCGGGCGGGCCACGACGCAUCCUCUCCCAAGGCGGCGGCACCAGCGUUGCGCACUACACGACAGUACCAAAUGCUAUCUCGGGUCCGCCCAUGUCGUUGGUGCACCGCAUGAAGCUCCUCCGCCUCCAAACCCAGCGCCCGUCGUAG